This is a messenger RNA of Carlito syrichta (Philippine tarsier), 825 nucleotides long. RefSeq names its product FAST kinase domain-containing protein 1, mitochondrial. The coding region runs from base 48 to 752 and encodes 234 amino acids. Gene Ontology annotation, cellular component: mitochondrial matrix; ribonucleoprotein granule. The record is from RefSeq and is a predicted model, not a curated record. Gene Ontology annotation, biological process: regulation of mitochondrial mRNA stability; mitochondrial RNA processing. The transcript is spliced from 6 exons. Gene Ontology annotation, molecular function: RNA binding. NCBI's taxonomy places the organism in Eukaryota, Metazoa, Chordata, Mammalia, Primates, Tarsiidae.
UUUGUUUAAAUAAUCUUAAUUUUCUUUUAGGUAUAUUGGAUCCUGUCAUGUUAGUGUUUCUAGGUUUCUCUUUGGCCACACUUGAAUGUUUUCCAGAAGAUCUGCUAAAGGAAAUUUUUAACAUCAAAUUCUUAGCCAGAUUGGAUUCUCAACUUGAAAUUUUAUCUUCAUCUCUAAGUAUGAGGGUCCAGCUUCGUCUUAUGGAGUUAAACAGAGCAGUCUGCUUGGAAUGCCCUGAGUUUCAGAUUCCAUGGUUUCACAACCGCUUCUGUCAACAAUAUAAUAAAGAUAUUGGCAGCAUGAAUGGAGCACAGCAGCAGAUUUAUAAAAUGUUAGCAGAGAUACUAGGAGGAAUCAAUUGCAUCAAAGCCUCGGUUCUUACGCCUUAUUGCCACACAGUAGAUUUUGAGUGUAUCUUGGAUAAAAGAAAAAAACCUCUUCCUUAUGGAAGCUAUAAUAUCACUUUGGGAAAACUACCAGAAAUACACUGGGAAUCAAAUACACAAAUAGUUGGAUCAAGGCUGCCCCCAGGUGCUGAAAGGAUUGCUUUGGAAUUUUUGGAUUCAAAAGCUUUUUGUAGAAACAUCCCUCACUUAAAAGGAAAGUCUGCUAUGAAAAAACGACAUUUGGAGAUCUUAGGCUAUCGUGUAAUUCAGAUUCCUCAUUUUGAAUGGAACUCUAUGGUACUGUCAAAAAAGGAUGCUCGGAUGGACUACCUGAGAGAACGUAUAUUUGGAGAAGGCAAAUCAUGAUUGUAGUUUUUAUUUAAAGUGAGUUAUCAUGGUGUGUCAUAGGACUUGCUUUAAUUAAGUGGCCUGCCUCAAU